UUUCAAUUAAAAUAACCACCUAGCAAGCACCAAGUUUUAAAGCUGCAUACGAUCGCUAAAUGUGACUUUUUUCUCUCCUUUUAACGUCGCGACGGGACAGGUUUCACUUUAGUUCCAGACCUGGUUUUCUUAAGGUAGCUUCUCUGAAUCCUUGAGACCAAGGGCAGCAGCUUAACAACAACUCCAUAUUCUUGUUAAUUGGAUCAUCUAUUUACUCACUCUGAGAAGAUCGUAGAAUUAUAAUGGGCAGCAUUGGAACCGGGUAUGAUUUGUCAGUGACAACUUUCUCUCCAGAUGGCCGAGUCUUUCAAAUUGAAUAUGCUACAAAGGCUGUUGAUAACAGCGGAACUGUGAUUGGCAUAAAGUGCAAGGAUGGAAUUGUUUUGGGGGUAGAGAAGCUCAUUGCUUCUAAGAUGCUUUUAGAAGGAUCUAACCGAAGAAUUCAUGCUGUCCAUCGUCAUGCUGGCAUGGGUGUUGCUGGGUUAGCAGCAGAUGGUAGGCAAAUUGUGGCUCGUGCAAAGUCAGAGGCAUCUAGCUAUGAAAGCAUGUAUGGUGAACCAAUCCCUGUGAAGGAACUCUGUGAUCGAGUUGCUAGCUAUGUACAUUUGUGCACACUUUAUUGGUGGUUAAGGCCUUUUGGAUCUGGAGUUAUCCUUGGAGGUUAUGAUAGAGACGGUCCUCAACUGUAUAUGAUUGAGCCAUCAGGAGUAGCCUACCGAUACUUUGGGGCAGCAAUUGGCAAGGGCAGGCAGGCUGCUAAAACUGAAAUAGAAAAGUUGAAGCUCUCUGAAAUGACUUGCCGAGAAGGAAUUGUGGAAGUUGCAAAAAUAAUAUAUGGAGUGCAUGAUGAAGCAAAAGAUAAAGCAUUUGAGCUGGAAAUGAGCUGGAUUUGUGAUGAAUCAAAGAGGCAACAUGAAAAGAUUCCGGCAGAUCUUUUAGAGGAAGUCAAGGCAUUAGCUAAGGCAGCACAUGAAGACAUGGAUGCAGACUAGUGAGAAAAAGGGGGAUUGCUCAUAUAUUUUAGAGAAUUGUCCACCAAUCUAAUUAUGUGGAAAAAUCAUUUGAGAUGUUUUCCAUUCGGAAUCAUUCAUCUUUGGUCUGAAAGUAUAUGGUGACAUUGAAUUAGAAGUAGAAAUGAUUUACCGUUUGGGAAAAUUCUAACAUGCAGAGAAUUAGGAAUCUAUAUUUAAUAUUUAUAUUUCAAAAGCCUUGCAUCUGUCCAUGUUCCCUUUUUGUCACUCGAGACCUUAUAUUAUGAAAUUGGAACCCAAACUAAACAUCUGGCCCAAUAUUUUCCAUUUAAUAAAACAAUCAUGUUUUUUCAGAGUA
This is a messenger RNA of Cryptomeria japonica (Japanese cedar), 1329 nucleotides long. RefSeq names its product proteasome subunit alpha type-3. Gene Ontology annotation, cellular component: proteasome core complex, alpha-subunit complex; nucleus; proteasome core complex. Gene Ontology annotation, biological process: ubiquitin-dependent protein catabolic process. NCBI's taxonomy places the organism in Eukaryota, Viridiplantae, Streptophyta, Pinopsida, Cupressales, Cupressaceae. The transcript has 11 exons. The record is from RefSeq and is a predicted model, not a curated record. Bases 243 to 992 code for a protein of 249 amino acids.